AUGGCUUACGAUGCCUACGGUCGUCCACUGCGAAGCAAUGGGGAGCCUGACUACUUCGAUCCCCUGGAUGCGUCCGCAGCAACGGAUUACACAAAUCACAGCAGUAGUAGCCAGCAUUACUACGAAGGCAGCGAGCCUCGAGACUCUUACCACCAUAUCCACCAUCGAGAACCUACAAAUCCUCGCAGACGCGAAUCCCCUCCUGUAGGCGGCAAGAUGCCUUCUGCUGCAGAUCGCGGAGACCAGCUUCCAGUUGGCCCAGAAGGGGUUUCCCCGGAACUCAUAGCUGCUAUCACGGAAAAAGUAAAGAGAGAAGUUUUCGAGCAGUUGAAGCAAACAGGUAGUGUCGACCUACCGUCCCAAGAUCCGCACAUGCAAAGAGCAGCAUCGACAAAGUCCAGCUCAACAUCAUCCCCGCCCCCAACUGCAAGAAGAGUUUAUACACCUCCGUCUCCUAUACAUACUGGUCGACAGACACACACACAAACUUUUGCGCCGCCUCCUACGGAUCCAAUGCGAUCACAUCCAGGCAGUCCGUUAGAAGAGCCUCUGGGAGGAAAUCGUUUUGCAGAUCGUGGACCACCACCUCCAAGCAGUCCCGAUAAACCAUCAGGAGUUCGCUUUUCUGACCGUAGUGCGGCUGCUCGGCCUGCAGGAAACAGAACAUAUUCAACUACGGAACUCUCGACUAUUGAUCAGAAAUGGGGAAGGCUAUUUGAGAAUGAUGGAAAGCCCACGCAAAGAUUAGGACAAUUCUUAAGAGGAUUGGCAAAUCAUAUUAUUGAGGAGUUCCCUGCCAAGAAGUCCAUUGUUGUGACUCCUACCAAAAUGGCAGCCUACUACGCUGCACAUACUUUGGACAAAGAGCCCCAUCCCUUACUGACAAUCUUCCGAGCACAUUCAAACGAGCACAUCUCUCGCUUAUAUCAAGACCUAGGCUGCCAACAUCACCUAGUCCAAGAAGAUUCUCAUUCGGCACCACUAAUUCCAGCUCUUACUCCUGUUGGAUUUGCUCACUGGAUGACCAUCAACAUUCUCGCUUACCCAGAGGAAGAGUCCGAGAGAUUGGCAAAAGUCGUCGUUGCCAUGCCUAUCGAUGCAGAUGGUGACCUAGUUGAUGGCAAACCAGAACGCCUUCCAAAGCAGAUCUCAAGACAUCUUCUUCCAGAAAGAGAAGACCGCUCUUAUAGAAAGCUUUUGGAUUCUUCUAUCGAGAAUUUCCUGGAUGACCUAGGCUCAACAAGUAGAAGGAAGGCUUCAAUCACAAGUCCGCCUCUCAGCCGUCAUUCUUCGUCUACAACUCGGCCACGAUCUGGAAGCCCUCCUCCACGAGGUUCAUCCUCGACAGCUCGGUCAUACGGGCCUGUACCGGUUGAACUCCACCAGGCACGUACAUCUCCAACCACAUCUAAGGCACAACCUAUUGAGCGGGAGAGAAAGCCUUAUGGUGGUGUUCCAUCUGUAUCCGAAACAUCGAGCAAUGAAGAAGGCGUUAAGAUCGAACGAGACCGACAACCUUACACAGCCCAGCCAGGAAGUGGCAAGAACCACAUCGAAAAUCUCAACCCUCCUUCAUCAGGUCGUCCAGCCCGUGCAAACUCAACGAGCAGUCGAUCCUCCGCUCGUGAGCAAUCCGAACAAGCAGACCUGCGCCACGUCCGCACGAACAGCAGCACCAGUCAAAAUCGUUAUCCACCCCGAGCCGGAACUCGUCGAAGCAGCUCUCCGCCUUUCAAGAGUUUCAGCCAAUCCACCCCUGACGACUUGCACUCUGCAUCCUCUAAAUACGGAGCUAAUGCUUCCUCUUCAACAUCAAGCUUCGCCACAAACCCCUCCUCAACAUUCAGUCCUUCUUCCCGCGGUUCCGACCCUGUCUUCCCACCUCCACCCUCAGGACCUCCACCAGUUGACAUCCACCGACGUUCUCGAGACGAACGCCAGUACCGCCGUGGCACGGAAGACGAGUCGCACUUCACUGGAGAGUUUAAUAGUCCCCGCGAUGCAGAGAAGUGGGAUCGGUAUCAAGAUGCUGCCAGGAGCGAUGAACGCUUCGGUGGCUACGAGCGUGGAUCCGUGUCGGUUGAUCCGAGGGACCGAGGUGCUCCCCUUGAGGAGUGGUAUCGCGAGAAGGGCCAUGGAGCGGAAUAUGAUGGGUUGCCUCGACGUUAUUGA
Cadophora gregata is the source of this 2172-nucleotide messenger RNA. RefSeq lists its product as uncharacterized. The coding region runs from base 1 to 2172 and encodes 723 amino acids. Lineage: Eukaryota; Fungi; Ascomycota; Leotiomycetes; Helotiales; Ploettnerulaceae. The record is from RefSeq and is a predicted model, not a curated record. The transcript has 4 exons.